ACAGGUGAGUCAGUCAAAAUGGCGACUUUUCCGGAGGUAAACACGACUGACAGCUUUCAAAUCGAGAUACAUCAACUGAGUCUACAUUUAGCUCUCGAAAAAAUGAAAAUAUUUGUCCAUAUUUUGUGUGGUGUGCUGUUGCUCUUCGGGUUCCCUCUCUGUGUUACCAGUCCAGUGCCGACAGGAACAUUUCAGAUCAAAUGCCUUGAGCGUCACUUUUGGCUUUCUGUCAAGUCCAGCUUCCUUGGCCUGAUGAUCCGUUUUGACUUUGAAGACCAGUAUGGAGUCCACCUCUUGUCUGAUCAGGAGGCCACACUUUGUGGUUACGCUACCCUAAUCAAUGAUGUCGGAGACCUGGUGUUUCGUGCCUCCUUCCUGGCCUGUCACGUCCACAGCAAGAGAGGUGCAGACUAUCACCUGCGUCUUUGGUUUGUUAACCUGCAGGGGGAUGGGAAGGUGGCGGCUUAUCCCUUCCAGCUCCACUGCUCACCCCGGGGGCAGUGGAGCACCAGAGAGAUCGUCUGUGAGGAAAACUAUAUGGAGGUGUCCAUCCUGCAGCCUAUCCUCCCCAUUACGUCCAAAAAUGAGAAGAAGGGAGCUGAUGAGGCAGACAUGGCUGUGAAGUUCCACAGAGACGACCACCCCACAGAGGAAGCGAGGGUCUUGACCCUGAUGGAGGCUGCUGCUCUGGGCUACCACAUCUCACUGCGUGGCUCACGCCUCACCCUCCGCUGUCCCUACUCCUCCCCUCUCUCAUACUUUGUCAAGGAGAGCGGAGUGGAUUUAGAGAUUGUCAGAGCAACCAUCCUGUACCGGCUCCAGAGCAACUUCCUGGCUGUUGACACCACUGUUGCCUGUGCUCUGAAUGAGGCAACAGCACAAGGGUCUGACCUGCUGUGGACUGUCCCUUAUAUUCUGUCUCCGUUAGUCCACGGUCAGUUCAGGGACCGAGGCAUGAGGAUCGGAGUGAACGGCCGGGCUCUGAGUGAGUCUGAAAAUAAAGAGAGGGGAUUCAAGAUCGGCCUGCAGGAGGGGAGAGUGGAGGUCAGGAUUCCUUUAGGAGCACAUGGUGGACACAUUAAGAGUGGUGUUGUGAGGGGACAGUACAGCCAGUCCAUGUCAGUGGAUCUGUUCUUCAUGAGUCAGUGGGAGGACGAGCGCUGGCCUCUCACACAGCAUCGCUCCUUCAGGCUCCUUAAGACGCCUCUCAUCCCACAAAUCCCAGUCAUCACCAAACACACAGUCCCAUCUGAGGGAUUGUUUAACGUCACUUUAGGCGUCUUUGCACCUGAUGUUUCCCUCCAGAAGGUGACAGUCGAUGGUGGUGGCGACCUUUUAACCUGGACUCAGAGCCACCGAACACCGAGUGACACAGACCUCAGUGUGUCCAGGCUCUCCCACUCCAAUGGGAGCCACUCCUACCAUCUUUGUUUCCCGUUGUCGCACCCAAAAAUAAUCCCAGAGUAUAUAGGUGGUGGCAAUAAGACGUACAGCCUCUCUUUCACCUUUAUUCUUAACAUCUUACCCAAUGGAGCGGUGUUUUACCAUCAAGCAACUGUAGAGCAUAGUGUUGAAUACGCACCUCCAGGUUCCCCCAAGCUGGAGGGGAAGUGCACAGAGAGCAGCCUGGUGGUGCUGCUGCACCACGGGGCCCAGGCCGAACUCCAGUGGGAGCUCUUCAUCGGAGCCCACAAGCUGGACUCGGACCUGCUGGAGAUGGGUGGGUUCGUGGUGGAGGCGGAGGAGGACUACUUGACUGUGGAGAUCCCCUCCUACAGCCCUGUGAUGAACUAUGGGGAGCUGACUUUGCGGGGUCUUGUCUCCGGAGUGGAAGUGUCUGUUAUGGGUGCAGAGUCUCUGAAAGUGGAGGACAGUCUUGUCCAUAAAUGCACCUUUCCUGUUGGAGAACUACUAGGUUACAUACAACAAGCUCAAACUGGAGCAUCGACACCACCCACACCACCCCCCACCCACCCCAACCGAACCACGCUAUUGGACCCCAGCUGUGUUCCCAUGGAGACAGACAGUGCCAGAGCCCUGUUCAGCUUCAGCCUGGACUCCUGUGGGACAACUGUAACUACUGAGGAAAAUUUCCUUGUUUAUGAAAACCAGAUCAGUUACAAUCAAGAUUUUCUGCCUUUGGAUGAUCCUCUCAUCCACAGAGAUUCUCCAUACAGGCUGACAGUUCAGUGUCGCUACCCAGCAAAUGAUGAUAGUAGUAGUACUUUUGUUAUCCAACACCCUUUGAACGCCUCUCUGGACCUUUCACCCAUCAAGCCAGUCAAACGCACACGCAGGAAAGCUGCAAACACAGGUCAAAGAAGAUGGAGGGUGAAUUCGGAGGGAUGGCAAACCUUCAUCUAGUGUGGAUCACAUCUACACUCGUCUCCAUGCUGCUGCUACUGAUGCUCUGCACGUGGGUUUCUGCAUACUUGACCUGUAAAUUAAAUAAAUGAACACUAUUUUAUUUUA
Siniperca chuatsi (mandarin fish) is the source of this 2472-nucleotide messenger RNA. RefSeq lists its product as uncharacterized. The record is from RefSeq and is a predicted model, not a curated record. Lineage: Eukaryota; Metazoa; Chordata; Actinopteri; Centrarchiformes; Sinipercidae. The transcript has 19 exons. Bases 19 to 2364 code for a protein of 781 amino acids.